Molecule: messenger RNA, 2748 nt
Organism: Sitophilus oryzae (rice weevil)
Lineage: Eukaryota; Metazoa; Arthropoda; Insecta; Coleoptera; Curculionidae
Product: DENN domain-containing protein 1A
Exons: 14
Coding region: 166-2589 (807 amino acids)
Biological process (GO): endocytosis; endocytic recycling
Cellular component (GO): intracellular membrane-bounded organelle; cytosol
Molecular function (GO): phosphatidylinositol phosphate binding; guanyl-nucleotide exchange factor activity
Source: RefSeq, a predicted model, not a curated record
AGUGUCAAAUACAUGUCAGGUAUCAUAAGGUAUCAAAGACAGAAGUGUUUUUCUUUUAAAAAAGUUAAAUUGUUUUGUAAUUGUUCAAUAUGUUGAAGUAAAUAGAGAGUUUAAUAUUAAUAUCGAUAUGAUAUAUGUGCCUCUAACUCAUAUUUAUACCGCGUCAUGAGUUCGAGAAUAAGGGAAAAUGUAAAACACUUCUUUGAAUGUUUCUGUGAAGUAGUUCCUCCCAGUGAAGAUAAAGAUGCCUGGAUAAUUCAGCAAUAUCCUGAUAAGUAUAAAGAUCAAGAUUCGCUUAGAUCCGUACCUAAAUUUGCAUAUCCUUAUAAAUUUGAAAAUACAGUUAUCCAGCAUUAUUCUUUUGUAUUAACAGAUCUAGAGGGAAAGUGGACAUUUGGCUUCUGCAGGCAUGAUCCAAAAUCAGAAACAGCUAUUGUAAUCUUGAGUUACUUACCAUGGCAUCAAGCAUUUUACAAGUUUUUAGAUACAAUAGCAGUCUUAAUGCACAGUUCCCGCACUGAAGAUUUAAGUGAAUUUUUGUCAGCUGUAUACAGUACAAAAAUUGUUGAACCUGGAAAAAAGAUAUCUAUAUUAUUUAACAGGGGCCAAAGUAGUUUUAUUGUAGACGUUCCUAAACCAUUUCAAUUACCUAGUAUACCAGAAAAUCGCAACCUUACAGAGUAUUACAAUGCUGUUGAUAUAAAUAAUAUGAUGAUAAUAUUUGCAUCUAUGCUUUACGAAAGGAGAAUAAUUUUUACAUCAAAACAACUAAAGCGGUUAAGUGCAUGUGUCCAGUCAGCCAAUGAUAUUAUUUAUCCCAUGAUAUGGCAACAUAUAUUUAUCCCAGUACUACCACAAAAUUUAGUGGAUUGUUUAUUGGCCCCCAUGCCUUUUCUUAUUGGUGUCCCCGAAGAUGUUUUUAAGAAAGUAAUCAGGAGUGAGUUGGGGGAUGUUGUUGUACUAGAUGCCGAUGCCAAUACAGUAGAGACGCCGUUUGAUGACUUGAACAAUUUGCCUCAAGAUGUCAUAACAUCUUUGAGGAAACAAUUACGAAACAAAUCAGCAGUUUUAGGAGACGGAGUAUCAAGGGCUUUUCUUAGAGCCUUAGUACAACUUAUAGGAGGCUACAGGGAUGCCUUGAAAUUUCAGCCCGGCCAAAAAGUGACCUUUGACGAGGAAAGGUUUAUUGAUACGCGACCUGUUUCUUUGCAACCCUUUUUGAGAAAAAUGUUGCAGCUCCAAAUAUUUCAACAGUUUAUAGAAGAAAGACUGAUGAUGCUCAAUACGGGCAGGGGAUUUUCGGACGAAUUCGAAUUCGAAUUGGAAAAUUAUUCAGCAAAGUCGGGAUCGAAAUUAAAACAACAGUACAAAGAAUGGACUUCCACUAUGAGAAAAGAGGGUACGGCAUUUUUUAAGAGCGUCAAAGAUAAGGCCAAUCCUGCAAUGAAAUCGGCUGUCAAAACGGUUAAAGAUGGAGGCAAAGGUAUGAAGAGCGCCUACAAAGGGCUCCGAUCUAAACUUAAAGAUGGCCAAGGGGGACCCGGGCCUCAACCUCUACAAAACGGCGACGUCAAACCGAGAUCUGCUCCAAACUCGCCAACUGGCAAACGAAAAACGUUGGCUGGCCUUACAGCGCCAGUGGCCACCUACAGAAAGGAAGCCUCGUUAGCUUUUAAAAAUGCCAACUUACAAAGGUCGUAUAGUCCACUAAGUCCUGGCUCACAACCAAUAACGCCAGACGUCCUCGACACACCUAGGAGCGGAAGUCCUAUUGAUAUACCGAGGAUAGACCUUAUGAACGAAAUGAAAGACUUCUUGGAAUUAAAUUUAGACACGCCGCCUGUGGAUAGAUCGCUGAAACCAGUUCGCAGCCUGGAAAACUUCAAAAACACGACCAGCCCGCUUGGGAGUCCUGAGAGGCGGUCCCAGCCGCCGCCGCCCCGACCCUCCCUGCAUCCUCUACCCUCCCUCUCUUCCAGCCGCUUUUAUAGGGACACGCAGAACCUGCUACAGUCGCCUUUGGAGGGCCCCGUCCUGUCCCCUCCCUACGUACCGCCUAGGAAGCCGCACCAGCUGCUUCAGGAGGAGUUUUUCGGGUCGGCGACGAAACCGGUCGUGGUGGGCGGCGGGCACAGCGAAAACGGCGACCCCGUUUUUUACGUCACGAGUAAGAACGCGGUCGACGUGGUCAAGUUGACGCCGCCCGUGCAAUGUUCACCCAAUAGGCGAAAGCAGGCCGACGAUACCGAAGACCUUAUUCGCCUCGAUUCAGCAUCGGAUCUCGACGACUUCGACCCAUUAAAAACGUCUUCUUCCACGUCGUCUUACUCCACCCCAACUCACAGCCAAGCUCCGCCUCUUAGCGUGUCCAAUCCCCUCUACAAUUCGUCGUACGAGAACCACACGAUCAGGGCGAACGACGGCCUAACUCCUACCACGUUCGACAGACACGACCAAGAUUUACUGCAAGAAUACGGCCUAGAUUUUAAUUUUUCAGGAAUGCAAAGCAAUAAGCCGACCUCGUCGUUUGAUCCGUUCAGUCCUACCAAUAAAGUGAAAACGCAAGGACAGUGGACGAAGUUCGAGUAGUGAUCAGUUUUGUUUUAGAUUUUUAUUUCAUGACAAUAAUUUAGAUCGGUGGUUCUCAACUUUGUUACCGCUAUGCAGAAAAUAGGUAUUGGCUAUAUACAGGGUGGUCCGAACUGUAUUCAGGAAACUUCAGCAGCAUAUUCUGCAGAUAAAAAUAAG